Messenger RNA from Salmo salar (Atlantic salmon), 781 nucleotides. RefSeq lists its product as uncharacterized. The record is from RefSeq and is a predicted model, not a curated record. Lineage: Eukaryota; Metazoa; Chordata; Actinopteri; Salmoniformes; Salmonidae.
UAUUGUAAUUGUUGCGGUACUAUUUGGGGGCAUAAGGUAAGACUUUAAUGACAAAUUUAGUACAUUUCUUCUCUGAAUCUCUUAUCUGGAUGAAAUUCUUCCACAAUUCAACCCAUAAAAUCUGACUUUUGGUAUCAUACAACAUGCUAAUUAUUUGGCUCUUCGUGUUGCUGUAAGGAAUGACUACCUUUCACAUUGUCCUAAUUGUGAUCAUCCUUCUCAAAGUCCCUCUUCAGGCUUUCUGUCGUGUAUGGGUGGACCAGAACCCAGUGGUGACCGGCACACUGGGCCAGAAAGUCUCCAUGGGAUGCCGUGUCCUGUCGGACAGCGGGGAGCUGAUCACUGGCUGCAGGGCAGAGUGGUACAUCAACUCGGCCACACAUGGCCAGAGGAAGGUGUGGAGGGAGAUGGGUGACUUGCCCCGAUUCAAGGGGAGGUUUCAGAAAACCUACGACCAGAACACAACAGACACAAAUAUCCUGAUGAUCUGGUUAGAACUGAAUGACAUAGGCAACUACUUCUGCAUUCUGCAGUGCUGCGUCAAUGGGAAGGACAAGCAGUACCAUGGCAAUGGGACAAGACUCCUCAUCAGCGAGGCUAAACCUACACCUUAUGGGUUAAUAUUUACCUCAGUUAUCCCAGGUGCAGAAGAGGAAAAUACUUCCGAGAUGCAACUAUUUUAUUUUUAUGCUUUUCUGGCAGUGAAGCUGUUGGUCAUCAUAGUGCUUGGAGGCCUCAAUCAAUUGUUAAAGAUGUCAUUUAAAUAAAAAAAUGUUAAGUA